AUGGUUGCAGAAACUCGUCUUUACGAUGCCCUCUCCAUCAAACCCGAUGCCACACAGGAUGAGAUUAAAAAGGCCUACCGCAAGGCGGCGUUGAAGUUUCACCCCGACAAGAAUAAGGAUAACCCGGCCGCGUCGGAGAAGUUCAAAGACGUGUCCCAAGCAUACGAAGUCCUAUCCGACCCCGAGAAACGCAAAGUUUACGACCAAUUCGGUCUCGAAUACCUACUCCGUGGUGGUCCCCCGCCAUCCAGCGCCGGUGCUGACGGCUCCAACCCCUUCGAAGGUGGCAUGCCGGGCGGCUUCUCGUUUGGUGGGAUGCCCGGUGGGGGUGGAGGUGGAGGUGGUGGCACCCGAACAUUCCAUUUCUCGACGGGCCCUGGCGGCAGCGGCAGUGGAUUCCGGUUCAGUAAUGCGGAUGAUAUCUUCCGGAACUUUGCUAAAGGAGGUAUGGGUGGUGGAAUGGGAGGGAUGGAAGAAGAUGAUAUAUUUUCGAUGCUGGGCGGCGGGCUUGGCGGUGGUCGGGGAUUUAGGAACAGUCGCGGGCCCAGCGGAUUCAAGCAGUCGUCGCAGCGGGCACCGACGCCGGAGCCGACAGUCAUGGAGAAGGAAUUGCCGCUGACGCUGGAGGAGCUGAUGCGCGGUACGACCAAGAAGGUGUCGGUGAAGAGCAAGACGUUUGAUGCGAGUGGGAAGCGCACGGUGCAGGAUGUGACACUGGAGGCGAACAUUAAACCGGGGCUGCGAACCGGCUCGAAGAUCAAGUACCGGGGAGUGGGCGAUCAGGAGGAGGGGGGUCGUCAGGAUGUGCAUUUGAUUGUGACGGAGAAAGAACACCCCAACUUCAAACGCCAGGGCGACAACCUCGUCACGGCAGUCGAGUUGAGUUUGAAAGAGGCCCUCACGGGCUGGGAGCGCAUCGUGCGCACGAUCGACGGCAAAUCGAUCCGGGUGUCCAAGCCCGGACCGACGCAGCCCGGCCACGAGGAGCGGUUCCCGGGUUUAGGCAUGACGAUUUCGAAGAAGCCCAGCGAGCGGGGAGAUCUGGUGGUGCGGGUGAAUAUACGGUUCCCGGCGAGUUUGAGUGCGUCGCAGAAGGAGGUUCUGAGGGACGUGUUGCCGUGA
This is a messenger RNA of Aspergillus sclerotioniger CBS 115572, 1122 nucleotides long. RefSeq names its product putative DnaJ domain protein Psi. The record is from RefSeq and is a predicted model, not a curated record. Gene Ontology annotation, cellular component: cytosol. Lineage: Eukaryota; Fungi; Ascomycota; Eurotiomycetes; Eurotiales; Aspergillaceae. Gene Ontology annotation, biological process: translational initiation. The transcript has 3 exons. The coding region runs from base 1 to 1122 and encodes 373 amino acids. Gene Ontology annotation, molecular function: protein-folding chaperone binding.